AUGCCUGAGAUGAGCGAGAAAAAGGGCUUCCUAAUGGAAAGCCAGCAAGGCGAGGAAGAUGGGCUGACCCUAAGACAGAAGAGAACUCCAAUAAACCCAUUCUGGUGGCUGCUUCUCUGUAUCAUUGUUACUACUUCUUGGUUGACGCGGUCGCAUCAUCCCUGUUUUCACCUCAGUAUCGAGCAAAGGGUGCAAAAGAUCCUGUCACAGACCCCUCUGAUUGAUGGUCAUGAUGACUUCCCUAUCUUCGUUCGAGAGGCUUUCCAAAACCGUAUAAACCAUCGCAACUUCACGGAGCCUUUUGUCAAUGGGACAUUGCCUGGCCAUGUUGAUAUCCCUCGGCUGAGACAAGGUCGAGUGGGUGGUACCUUUUGGAGCGUUUUCGUGCCGUGUCCUAAGAACGGGACUGAUCUCUCCGAUGAGAACUAUGCCGCAAGCGUGCGCGAGACCAUGGAGCAAGUUGAUGUCAUGGAGCGGGUUCAGCAAGCCUACCCUGAGGUAUUCUCAACCCCGCCCAAUGGCACCACUGCCAUGUCCGCUUUUCGCGAGGGAAAGAUAAUCUCGCCACUCGGAAUUGAGGGAUUGCAUUCGAUCGGGAACUCACUUGCUCACCUCCGCAUGUUUUAUGAGUUAGGAGUCUCAUAUGCGACUCUCACCCAUAAUUGCCAUAAUAAGUAUGCCGACGCUGCCCUUCUCGAACUUCCAGGCGGCGGAAUCAAAAAGGCAGAACCUCUCUGGCACGGUGUUAGCGAGGAAGGCCAGAAGCUAGUUUUCGAGAUGAACCGUCUUGGGAUGAUCGUUGAUCUAGCCCAUGUGAGCACGCAGACUAUGCGAGAUGUUCUGGGCGCUGGUAAAUCAGAAUGGACCGGGAGUCGUGCUCCUGUGAUUUACAGCCAUAGCUCUGCCUAUGCUAUUUGUCCCCACCCACGCAACGUGCCCGAUGAUAUCUUGGAGUUGGUCCGGGAGACCGACUCUUUGGUGAUGGUCAACUUUUCACCAGACUUUAUCUCCUGCACAGCUUCUGACCGUGCCGACGAGAUGCCAAAGACAGACCCCGACCAUGCCACUCUAGGGCGAGUCGCAGACCAUAUUAUGUACGUCGGUAACCUUAUAGGUUUCGAGCACGUCGGUAUAGGUAGUGAUUUUGACGGCAUUCCGACGGUUCCCAGGGGACUGGAGGAUGUAUCUAAGCUCCCAGACUUGUUCAAAGAACUCUUGAAGCGGGGAGUAAGUGACGAUGAUGCGUCCAAGGUGGCAGGGGGCAAUCUUUUGAGGGUAUGGAAGAGGGUUGAUGAGGUGGCGCUCGAGAUGCAAGCCGGUGGUGCACUUCCUGUGGAGGACUAA
Molecule: messenger RNA, 1344 nt
Organism: Penicillium bovifimosum
Lineage: Eukaryota; Fungi; Ascomycota; Eurotiomycetes; Eurotiales; Aspergillaceae
Product: putative dipeptidase
Exons: 3
Coding region: 1-1344 (447 amino acids)
Biological process (GO): proteolysis
Molecular function (GO): metallodipeptidase activity
Source: RefSeq, a predicted model, not a curated record